AUGCCUUCACCGCGAAAUCAACAACCAACCCGCGAGUUUCACAUAGUGGUCUUGGGUGCUGGCGGUGUGGGGAAAAGCUGCCUAACAGCACAAUUUGUGCACAAUGAGUGGAUUGAAAGCUACGACCCCACAAUAGAGGACUCGUAUAGGACACAAGUCGCCGUCGAUGGACGGCAAGUCAUGUUAGAGAUCCUCGACACCGCCGGCACGGAACAGUUCGUUGCUAUGCGAGAUCUCUAUAUGAAGACAGGCCAGGGCUUUCUCCUCGUCUUCAGCAUUACGUCACAGUCAUCACUCGCAGAGCUAGCACAGCUGCGGGAGGAGAUUAUUAGGAUAAAAGACGACGAAAAAGUGCCAAUAGUCAUAUGCGGCAACAAGGCAGAUCUGGAGGAGCAGCGAGCCGUCCCCCGAACCAAGGCGUUUGCCAUUUCACAAAGGUGGGGAGCGCCGUAUUAUGAGGCGAGUGCCAGGACAAGGACAAACGUGGACGAGGUCUUUGUUGAUCUAUGCCGGCAAAUGCUUCGACGGGACCAAUCCUCACCACACGAUUCGUUCCAAGACGGUGACGAGCGUACCGACGGAUCCGGGGGCUUCGGCUCCAAAAAAAACGCAAAGAAGCAUGGAAGGCGCACGCGGUGCGUCAUACUGUGA
Pyricularia oryzae 70-15 is the source of this 651-nucleotide messenger RNA. RefSeq lists its product as uncharacterized. Lineage: Eukaryota; Fungi; Ascomycota; Sordariomycetes; Magnaporthales; Pyriculariaceae. Gene Ontology annotation, biological process: signal transduction. Gene Ontology annotation, molecular function: GTP binding; GTPase activity; GDP binding. The coding region runs from base 1 to 651 and encodes 216 amino acids. The record is from RefSeq and is a predicted model, not a curated record. Gene Ontology annotation, cellular component: plasma membrane. The transcript has 8 exons.